UGGAGCUUCUACUGGGGUUUUGAGUCGAGCGUCGAUUCCAGAUUUUCGUUUUUGAUUAGUGCACUUUCCGCCCAACGCAAAACGCGGAGAGAAGAUAAAACAAGGAGGAUCUUCGACUGAGCAAACAGCAAAGUGUCGUGGCUUUUCGUUCAUGAUUUUUUUUUGAGAACUCGUGUGGAGGUACCGUGCAGAAGCCUUUUGCUGGUGAUUUGUUUGAUCAUCUAGAGACGAAAUUUUUUUUAGCACCUCAAAAUCCAAUGACAUUUUUGUGAACUGGAAGUUACUUACUUAUGUCUUCGCGCAUUUUGUGAAAAGGCGAAACCAAUAAACUAUGCCCCCGCGACGCAACCGUAACCGAGCCGCGGCAGCACAGCCAGAGGCACCGCCGCCAAAUGGCGACCAAGUUGCAGUGGCGGAGAACCCGGACGUGGCUGCGCAAAAUCCAGCGGAGCAGCAGCAGCAGCCCAUGCGGCCCCCACCCCCGUUUCCGCUGUUCGAAGCUGGUCGGACCUUGGAGGCAUUGCACGCAAAGUUGACGAGUCUCCAGUACGAACGGGUGCCAAAAUUGUGUCGGCGGAAGGCGGCAAACUUGGGCUUGAACGUACUUGCUGCUGUUGCUCUUUUUCAGCGACAAGUGGCACCGUGAGGCCGGAUGCUUGAGAGCUUCAAACUUCGUAAAACAAGCAGCCUCUUUUUCCAGGUGAGUGUUGCGCCCGUAUUUCCUUGGAGAUCUUCGCAAAUAGAAACUACAUAAAAAACUAGGUUUGGGAUUUGAUCGCGGCAAAGAACACAGGGUAUGCGGCUCGAGGCGGGAUCCCCGAGGAAGUGAAGACGAGGAUUCUGGACUUCGUGGGAGACGCGCCAAUGGAGGGGCAAAUCGCGCCGGGAUUUUCCGCCGCGCGAAUAAGGGAAAUCCAGGACAAAUACCAUCGUAACAAGGCUGCUGAUAUCAUCGCAAAGCUGCUUCCAAAAGUCGAGGAGUGGGCGGGCUGCGGAAAUCCUCAUGCCGAGGUAGCUUAUGAUGAUGUCGUAGAGGGAUUGGUCCCUUUCCCCAAAGACGAAACUAACUGGUGGGUGUGGUUGCUCGCUUACAACCCGCAUCUCAAGUCCAUGAUUGAAAAGGCCGGCUUCACCGUGGAGCCGAUGCCGGUGAAAGCAGACGCGGAGAAAGAAGAAGACAAAAACUGGAAAGGCAGAGGACUACUGGGAGUAUCCUGGUCGAGUAAACAGUAAGCCAUUGUUUUCGUACACUCUCUCCUGUUCCAUUUACGCACUGUCAAUCCACUGUCUGCUCCUGCUAGAAAUGCUUAGACGAAACCUCUGUUGGACUUUACCAAGCGUUCGCGUGAUUCACGUGGCUGCCGCGCUUGAUCUUCAGUUUGCGAACAUCAGUGCUUGGCCCUGACUGGCGAGCUCCAAAUUCCGUCUUUCAAAAUGAGCACUUGACCGCUCACACGUACUGUGUCCGUGCCGGUCUCCUGUCUAGCGUUUUCGAGCAGAUUUUUUGUCGCUCGGGUUGCGCAAGCAAUUUUGUUCUCGAAGAACUUGAUCUAUGUACCCGCACUACAGCCACGUAUCCAGAUUUGUUUAAUGCUUCAUCCCCUUUCUUUCCAUCGCCAGUCAAGUUUAGCGGAUACAUCGUGUCCAAGGCUGUACCUGUGUGUUGAAUUUGAGCGGUCUCUGACUUGUGGCAACCACCGAAAGUAGUUCCUUCACUUUCAGAUUGUGUUCCUUCUCACACUCACUUCGAGUCUGCAUAUAUAUAGAUUCUUGUAUGCCUCCUGGCCGGUAAAUCAGUGCCUACGUACUCGAAACCGAAAGAAUAUUAUUUCGGACAGAAAAAGAGUAAGAGACAGAAACCUGUGUCGGAUCUCGGCUUACGUAGUUGGAUCAAAAACAGAAUGCCUCCCCGUCGUAACCGUGGCGGACAGGCAGCGGUGGCUAAUCCAAACGCCAACGACGAAGGAGGAGCAGACGUAGCAGCAGAUGACGGCGCGGCGGCAGCGGUAGGUGCGGCAGCAGCGCAAGCGCCUGCAGCAGUGGAACCGGCCGCCCCUCCACCCUUCCCGCUGUUGAAGCCAGGCCGCACUCUCGCAGAGCUGGAGACAAAAAUCCGGGACAUCGAAUUUAACCGGGUGCCCCGUGUGUGCCGUCGAAAAAUCGUGAAUCUGUGCCUGAAUGUAAGCGAUUCUCUUUUGUGUUGUUUGCGCACGUAAUUAGUUCGGUGCUGUCGCCGGAGUGACAGUGUAACUACUUGAUUCAAAAAUUGCCAACAUUCUCAUGCAACAGAUGUGGAACCUGUGUGCCGCAAAGAAUACCGGGUGGGCGGCCCAUGGCGGCAUCGAUGAUAUCGCUGAGAAAUCUUCGGCGGGUUCAUAGAAGUCGAAGUUUGAAUGAUGUCAAUGUACCAAGAAACACUACAAAAAGGAGGCAUUUACUAUCUGUUUCUUGCAUCAGUAGCCAGCAUUUCAGGGCUUUUGUCCUUUGCAGUGUGAUGUGAAACUGCAGCGCGCGUGAGAGUAUUGAUGUGGCCUGUUGAGGAUUUCCGUUCCAUAACUGACCCGGUGAAGCGAAAGAUCCUGGAAUUUGUCGGCGACGCAGCUGUGGACACCCAAGUGACGCCGAAGCUCAGCGCGGCGAGAAUGCGUCAGCUGUCCGCCGAUUCGAAUGCCAAGCAGGCCAGGCAAAUUUGCGCCGCCUUCGCGAAAAUAUGCGAAGAGGAAGCCGGUCUCGGGAAUACGCACGUCGACGUCGUCUACGGGGAUGCGGUUAUUAACGUGCAGAGGAGGACCCCCGACGACGGCAACCUCUGGGAGUGGCUGUUCGAUGUCACUCCGACGCUGAAGCCAUUAUUGGAACAGGCUGGCUUUGAAGUUUACAUCCUUCCCCGCCAGUUGGGAAGUGAGUACGCAAACCUGACUGAUUUAGAAAAAAAGGAAAAUGAUAAAAAGGAAAGCAAAGUACAACUGUCGUGGCUGAGUUAAGCGUGUCUGCCUGUCUGGGCCAUCUCGCUGCAAGUAAGUACCGAUCCGAUGCCUUUCAAGAUAAUCGUGUUAUGAGUCCGAGUAUUCCGGUUCCGCGCGCGGCAAAUUCUGGAUUCAUACGUUUCUAAAAUUCUAUGUAGCGGUAUGCGCGGCAAGAUUUCAU
Molecule: messenger RNA, 3147 nt
Organism: Amoebophrya sp. A120
Lineage: Eukaryota; Dinophyceae; Syndiniales; Amoebophryaceae
Source: the annotation of a GenBank genome assembly